AAGAUGGAGUCUGUCUCCUGCUUCCCCAGCACCGCAUUUGUGUAACUGGAGGAUUCUGACGAGGUGGUGAAAUGACAACAUUCACUCUUCUUCAAUCAGUGCAUAUGAAGUAAUGUUUCCUCAAGUUCCAUCUCCUUUAGUGUCAUAUGGAACGUAUCUCUCAAUCUGUUGUUAAACUACGAUGACAUGUCUGUAGCUAUCAGAAAGAGAAGCUGGGAAGAACAUGUGACCCAAUGGAUGGGGCAGCCUUUUAAUUCUGAUGAUUAUAACCCAGCAUGUCAUCAUGGACUAGGAGCUGACAGCUCACAGGCAAGCAUGGAAAAAGAUGCAACUUUAAAUGUGGAUCGCAAAGAGAAGUGUGUUUCACUACCAGACUGCUGCCAUGGCUCAGAGCUGAGAGACUUUCCUGGGAAGCCAAUGGGUCACAUUUCAAAGGAAGUGGAUGAAAAUGACAGCCCCGAAGGUGAAGAUCAGUUUCUUUCUCUGGAGGCCAGCACGGAAACACUAGUGCAUGUGUCUGAUGAGGAUAAUGAUUCUGAUCCAUAUAUUACAGAUGAUAAACCAAUGUUAACUACCCAAGGACAUAAAAUAUCAGACCAACAUACUAUCAGAGGAGCAGGCUCCUUAGUAAAGACACUGCUCAUCAUGGAAGGUAACCAAAGUAAUUUGUGGGGGAUGGCUGGCAGAGCUGACUUAGCCCUAGUAGAGGAAAAGAGGGAGAAAGAUGCUGGUGAUGUUACAAGUAAAAGCCUGGAGCUUUGUAAUGAUAUAAGCUUAAGCGAAGCAAAAGAUGCAUCCAAAAUAAAUGCAUGUGACUCUUCAAAUGUGAAAGAUAUUGUGCCUGAGAAGCAAUUGCUUAAUUCGGCUGUAAUUGCUCAGCAACGAAGAAAACUUGACUUCCCUAAAGAUGAACAUGAAAGAAACACUUGCAGUGUAGAACAGGAUGAGUUCUUGGCUAUUCCUUGCAAGGGCAGAGGGCUGCCAUUAUUCAAAGCAGAUUCUGGAAGCCGCCUUCUACAACCUCCUUCCUGCCCUAAUGGAACGUCAGCUGAAAAUGGCCUAGAGAAGAGUGGCUUCUCAGAACAUCAAAACAAAAGUCUUCCAAAGGUCAGCUCCGAAGAUGGCAUGCAGUGUUUACACUUGAAGGAGACUCUGGCCACCCAGGAACCCACAGAUAAUCCGGUCAGGCUUCGCAAAAGAAAGGAAAUAAGAGAAGAUCGAGAUAGGGCGCGGCUAGACUCCAUGGUGCUGCUAAUUAUGAAACUGGACCAACUUGAUCAGGACAUUGAGAAUGCCCUCAGCACUGGCUCCUCUCCGUCCGGCACACCAACCAACCUGCGGCGGCGUGUUCCUGUGAGCUUUCCUUUUUCCGCUUCUUUUCCCGUGAGAAUGUUACUCCUUCAUUUCAUAUGGUGUGAAUGAAACAUCUCUGAUGGUAGCACCACCUGCCUAAAUGUGGCCCCUGACUGACCCUCUUCCAUAAAGAUCACUCAGAUAA
Suricata suricatta (meerkat) is the source of this 1498-nucleotide messenger RNA. RefSeq names its product rho GTPase-activating protein 7-like. The transcript is spliced from 3 exons. Bases 187 to 1422 code for a protein of 411 amino acids. The record is from RefSeq and is a predicted model, not a curated record. Lineage: Eukaryota; Metazoa; Chordata; Mammalia; Carnivora; Herpestidae.